This is a messenger RNA of Geosmithia morbida, 3222 nucleotides long. RefSeq names its product squamous cell carcinoma antigen recognized by T-cells 3. Gene Ontology annotation, cellular component: nucleus; cytoplasm. Gene Ontology annotation, biological process: RNA processing. The transcript has a single exon. The record is from RefSeq and is a predicted model, not a curated record. Lineage: Eukaryota; Fungi; Ascomycota; Sordariomycetes; Hypocreales; Bionectriaceae. Gene Ontology annotation, molecular function: protein binding; mRNA binding. The coding region runs from base 1 to 3222 and encodes 1073 amino acids.
AUGGUAACAGCGACACCUGUUGGCGAAGAUAGCUGGCUGGCCUAUCUCGAUGAGAUAGUCCGCAAAGCCUCGGAUCUCGAAACUCGCGUCAACGCCGUCGAAGUCUACAAGCGCGCCGUGAGCGCAGAGCCUGCCAGCCUUCGUCUGUGGCUGGGAUACUGUAACUACUUUUGGUCCCUUUGGAGCGACUGCCAGUCGCCCGCCCCUCCGGAGGGUUGGUCCGAAGAAGAACUCCUCAUGGGCCGCGAGCUCUUCUCCUUUGCCGCCGCUCUUGAGCUGUGGCAGCAGGGCUACGAAGCCGUCCGCUACCGCAUCAACGAUAGCCACCAGCUCUGGGAUCGCUGGAUCUCCCUUGAGCUUGAGCUUCUUGCCCGCACACGCACCACCGGCGGCAUCAAGCGCAUCACCCACCUCUAUCGCAACCGACUCCGAACUCCUCACGUCGCCUGGGAUGAGACAUCCCAGGCCUUCUCUAGCUUCCUCUCAGAAUACAACCGCGACGCAUGGGAGGGCGCCAUGAAGGAUGUCACCGUCGAGGCCCAGCAAGCCAAGCGCAUCAUCUCGGCGAGAGACCCCUUCGAGCUCAAGAUCAACAAGGCUUCUAAGACGGGCGAUGUCGAGGCCGAAAAGUCUCUGAUGCUGGAGUACCUCGACUGGGAGACGCGCCAGAGUAGGCGUCGCGGUGGCAGCGACACUGGUGACCCCGAAACAGCCGUCGCCCUGUGCCGCGGUCUGUACGCCCGCGCCCUCACGGGUCUCUUCGCCACCGACCAGGACGUCUGGCUUGAUUACAUAGUCUACUUGUCGUCUAGCCAACCCGAGCUCACUGCCGCCUCCACAUCCGAACUAUUCGAUGCCCUCCGUCGCGCCGUCCAGCACUGCCCGUCAUCCGGUGAGCUGUGGAGCCGAUACAUAUUAUGCGCUGAGGAGGCCAAGCUGCCCUUUGACGAGAUAGAGCCCAUCAAACAUGCCGCCACCAGCGAGGACCAGCUUUAUAAAAACGGCAUGGAGGCAAUGCUGGACAUGUACGUUGCCUGGUGUGGCUACCUGAAGCGCGCCGCCAUAGGUGCUGGGGCUGGCGAUGAGGCUGCCGACGUGGCCGAUGUUGGCCUGCCUGCUGCUCUCGAGGACGUAGCCGUCGUUGGUAAACGCCUGUACGGUAACAAUUUCCAGGGCGAUCCAGAAUUCCGCCUUGAGCGUAUUUACAUCCAGUACCUCACUGAGAUGAAGGGCGCCGUCGACGACGCAAGGGCCCAGUGGAACAAGCUGGCUAGUGCUCAAAUUUACGCCGAUAACCACAGCUUUUGGCUCACCUAUUAUACCUGGGAGAUGCUUGUCUUUUCCUCAAGGUCAGGUAAACGCCGAAGCCCGACGCCCACGUCUGUCGCCGCCGAACCCCGCGUGCCCUCGUCGGCAACUAGUGUCCUGACCCGUGCUCUGUCCCGCACCAAUCUUGACUGGCCCGAGAAGGUGCUCGAGGUCUUUGUCCAGCACUGUAGGGACCACGAAACCCCCGCCUCCGUCCGGCAAGCCGCCGACAAGGCGUACAGAGUUACCAAGGCUAUUCGAACCCGCCGGGAGCUCGAACAGAAAGAGAAGGAGGAGGCCUAUGCUGCCUACUAUUCUCAGCAGCAGCCGGAGCAGGGGCAGCAAGGCAAGCAGCCGGAAGCAACCGAUAAUCCUGCCACGAGCGAGUACAAGCGAAAGAGGGGCGAACAUCAGGGUGGCGAUGAAGCUAUGCCAGAGAGCGCCAGUAAACGUCAGAGGAAUGACACAGCUGAGCCAAAGUCGGCCGCAGUAGAUCCUCAGCAGCAGGCGGAAGCCAAGAGGGACCGGGAGAAUACCACCGUUAUUGUGGAGAACCUUCCUGGCAAUGUCACGCAGACCAAGCUACGGCAGUAUUUCAAGGAUUACGGGCACAUCAACAACAUAACUGCUCUAGUACAUGACGAAAAGACACAAGCGUCGACAGCCUUGAUUGAGUUCAGGACACCCCAAGAAGCACAGUCAGCUCUCCUACGAGAUGGCAAAUACUUUGACCAGUCGCAGCUGAAGGUUGUCCUAGGCCACGACUUGACGGUCUAUGUGACAAAUUACCCCCCGGCGGCGGAUGCCAAGUACAUCCGCGACCUGUUCCAAGACUGCGGCGAGGUGCUCAGCAUUCGCUGGCCCAGCCUCAAGGUCAACACACACCGGCGCUUCUGCUACGUAUCGUUCCGCGACCGGGCCGCCGCGAGGGCCGCAACCGGUAAGGAUGGCGAGCUUCUCGAGGAUCGAUACCGGCUGGUGGCUAAGUUCUCGGACCCGGGACGCAAGAAGGGCCGCGAGGGCGCACUGGCCGAGGGUCGUGAGGUGCACAUUACGAAUCUGGACCGUACACUCCACGAGACUGAGCUCCGCGACGUGUUCGCCAAGUACGGCAACGUAACACGUGUCAACAUCCCGCAGACUCUGGGCGGCAAGAACCGCGGCUUCGCCUUUGUCGACUUUUCAACAAGUGACGAGGCGCAAGCGGCCGUCGCGGGACUCAACAACACCAAGCUGCGCAGCCAGAUCAUGGCGGUCGAGCUCUCCAAGGAGUCAAAGGUCAAGGCGUCGGCCAAGACCAUUGUCAACCGAGAGCUCUCGGGGUCACCUGCGCCCUCCUCCAACAUGGAUGUCGACGGCCAGGAUGCCAGUGGUAACAAGCCCACCUCGACGGACAUUUCCGCACGCACGAUAGCCCUCAUGGGCCUGCCCGACACGGUCAACGAUGCCCGUGUCCGCGCCCUCGUAGAGCCCCUAGGCACCAUCGUCCAGUUUGUCUUGCAGCCUAUCCAUGGUGCUGUCAAGAUUGAGUUCGCAGACGCUGCUACCGCCGGCAAAGCAUCCCUCCAACUAGAUGGCAUGGAUUUUGAAGGGUACAAGCUCCGUACGGGUUCAGUCGAUGAACUACGUCGCGCCAAGGCAGGAAACGGCCAGCAGAACCAACAAUACCAGCAGCAGAAGCCCCAAAGGCCUGCUGCUCUGGCACCUCCCCCGUCAUAUAUAAGACGUCCUGGUGCUCCCAGGGGCGGUGGUCCCAAACGUGGUCUGGGAUUCGCGAGUGCUAGAAAACCUGCUGCCGACAAGGGUACACAUGAUGAUGCGACUAACGGGAGGCCUGCACCGAAGAGCAACGCCGACUUCAAGGCCAUGUUCCUUGCUCCGCGUGCCGAGCAGAAGACCGAAGACGAUAAAUAG